Pocillopora meandrina is the source of this 8129-nucleotide messenger RNA. The record is from the annotation of a GenBank genome assembly. NCBI's taxonomy places the organism in Eukaryota, Metazoa, Cnidaria, Anthozoa, Scleractinia, Pocilloporidae.
AUGAUUUUGAACAAACCCAAGAUGCAUUUGCUGCAAAACUUACCUGAAGCCCUGUGUACAAAACCCUUCUUGAAAAACAAUUGCCAUAAAGGGAAGAAAUUUACAAACAUAAUUACAACUUGGAAGUAAAAAAUAUAUUUAAUUUUUCAACAGAGAGACAAAUGGAGAUGCCUCAGAAUCUGCUUUACUAAAAUGCAUCGAACUACAAGUAGGAAAUGUGGCUAAAAUGCGCGAGAAUAACAAAAAGAUGGCAGAAAUUCCCUUUAACUCCACCAACAAAUACCAGGUGUCUAUUCACGAACAGGAAGGUGAUGAAGAUCCUCGUUACCUUCUGGUCAUGAAGGGGGCACCAGAGAGAAUUUUAGAUCGCUGCUCCACAAUUCUCAUCAACGGCAAAGAAGAGCCCCUUGAUGAGGCGAAGAAAGAAGCCUUUGAGAAGGCGUACUUGGAAUUGGGUGGAAUGGGAGAGCGUGUGUUGGGCUUUUGCCAUUUUUACCUGGAUGCUGAAAAAUUUCCACCCGGAUUUGAGUUUGUAGCUGAUGAGGUGAGUUCAGGUUACAAUAGGGCUAUCUUUUUUAUACCCUUUUUUUUCUUUUUCACCAGAACGCCAUUUUACCUUAAUGGGAAAACGGAACGUAUUUUCGUAAUUUUCCUCUCCCCAUACGCAAAUCGUCAAAUAUCUGCCCGUAUUAUGCGUUAAACCAUCGAAUGAGGGGUAUGCAUGUAAUGUUAGUGGGAGAUUAGAGUCCGAUUCGAUCUGAAAUCUUACUAGUUGUGAACAAAAUCAGAAGACCACGAAGUAGGAGUCCGAUUCGCUAGACUCCAAAUCUCUAAGUCGAAGAGCCUGAAUCCUUCGUGGGUCACCGUGUAGUGCUCUCUGCAAGGCCACUGAACUCACACAUUGCCUCUCUCUACUGAAGGGUAACCAAACUGUUAAGGUAACCAAACUUUAGAAGUUUCAGCUUUCAAAACUCUUUACAGAGGCUUAUCAGGUUUGCUUAUCAAGUCAGUUAAUAAAACCAAAAUAACCUUGUUAUACUCCCCCACCAACACAGCACCACAGUUUCUUUAGAAACUUACCCAAUUGUAGAGGAAAUAAGCGAACUUAGGGAGGUAAUUUCGUUUUGUAGAUCACUCACAUCUCAAAACUAGAACACAGUACCUGAGGAAACCGAACAAAGAAGCUUAUGAAAGUUUUCCAGCUGAAGAGUUUUAUAGAAUUCUUAAAAGAGAUAAUACUGUAUAUUGUUUUUUUCGCUGCUCUUAGCCUCCCAAUUUCCCUCUGGAAGACUUGUGCUUUGUUGGUCUAAUGUCUAUGAUUGAUCCACCUCGCGCCGCUGUUCCCGAUGCGGUCAGCAAAUGCCGCAGUGCAGGAAUCAAAGUCAUCAUGGUGACAGGUGAUCACCCAAUCACAGCCAAGGCCAUCGCAAGAGGCGUAGGAAUCAUAUCUGAAGGUAUAUGGAAAGCCUGAAGAUCGCGGUAGUCCUUAGUCCUCAAAAUUGGCUCGAAACGCUUGGAUUCGAGUGUUAUUAUCUUAGGAAAGAAAAUUAACAAACUUUCCUUUGAACCAUUCUACAGAAACUGAAACUGUGGAGGACAUCGCCGAGAGGCUGGGUGUCCCUGUGGCUGAUGUUAAUCCGCGAGAUGCCAAAGCCAUCGUAGUUCACGGAGGACAGCUCAAGGUAGCAAUUAGUGUUACUGUUGUUGAUUUCGUUGUUGUUGCUGUUGUGCUAAUUGAGGUCUCAAUAUGUUAUCCUGUGGAAUGUGACUCCAUUAAUAUAAAUGAGUUCAAGGUUGACGUUUAUAGAAACCCUGUGAAAAAAGGAAAAACGUAGAUAGAUCUCUAGUUCCCGGCUAAUGCAAUUUUUUCCAUUAUAGAGGCCAAACAGCUGAAAGCAGACGGCCAUAAGUUCAAUUUUUACCAUCUGCUGUUUACCGUUAGCUUGUCAGAAGGCCGUUAGUACUAGCGUAUCUCCGCCCGCGGGAAGAUUUGAGACGAGUCGCGUCGAGGUUUCCCGGAUGUCUGGCAUAAAAUCCCUCACAGACCCCUCGUCAGUUCCCAUUUGUUCAAGGUCCCAUACUUCCCCGCGGGCAAUGACGCACUCGUGUGAAAGCGCUUAGUUUUCCACCUACUUCAUUGCACGGACCAAUUUUUCAUAACCUCAUCUGUACUGCGUUUGAAAAAAAUCAUAUUUUAGCUUGAACAAAGGGUUUCAGCAUGCACGGUAUCUUGCACCUCAUCACAAGUUGUUGUGCACAUUCAGUGCUAAUCUAUAGUUCUCUUAAUUGCUGUUUCAUUUCAUAGGAUGUCUCAAGUGAACAGCUAGAUGAUAUCUUGAAGUACCACACUGAAAUUGUAUUCGCCAGGACUUCCCCGCAGCAGAAACUGAUCAUCGUAGAAGGCUGCCAGCGACAGGGGGCCAUUGUUGCUGUGACAGGAGAUGGUGUUAAUGAUUCUCCAGCUUUGAAGAAAGCUGACAUAGGUAAUUUUCUACAUGCAAAAAACUUCCAAGUUUCUGAGUACGUUAAAGUUGUAAGUUGUCACUUAAAUGACUUGCCUUACGACUGAAGAAUGUGGUCGUUGAAAUGCCGAGGAUAACGAAAAAUAGUCCAAAAUUCUGAGGAGGUGUUGUUGUGUAGUAGUUAGUCACUGUAAAGUGUACCCAAAUAAAAUGGCAUGUAGGUCGAGAAAGUGGAAAGUCAGAGUCAACAAUUUUGGGCGAGUGAAGCAAAUUUCAGAUUAUAUGGCGCUCGGACGUGACAUUUAUGAUUGCUCUGUGUUUAUCCUUAUUAAUAGAGUGUCGUGUCUAGGGUUAUAUUAUCAGCGUGAAACGGUCCCCAACCCACCCACCCACCCCUCCCCCCCCUCUCAGCUCCGUCCCUUCACUUCAGCAUUUUUGUUUAAAGCCUAACACGUUUUUUGUCUGUCCAGGUGUUGCUAUGGGUAUCGCAGGCUCAGAUGUGUCCAAACAGGCGGCUGAUAUGAUUCUGUUGGAUGACAAUUUUGCCUCCAUUGUUACUGGGGUUGAAGAAGGUGGGAUAAGCACAAGUUUGUUGAAAGUGCAAGUUUCAAAUUAGUUAUAAAUGUUCCAAAUGCUGAGAUUUGUCCUCGUUCGUGGGCAAAACACUUGACUCUAUACAUAGGAUUAUAAAAGGGUACUCUUAAAUUACUAGGAAAGCCUUAUGAAAUUCCUUGAGUACAGACUUAACCUUACUUGCCAAUAGAAUUAAAAGUAGGAAGUAGUCUGUUUAUGAUGAACUUUCAUGGACUUUCUCACCUGAAAACUGAUGAGAAAACCAUGCUGCCUUCCUUCUGAUACAACAGACGAGGUUAAUUCCUAACUGAAUAAAGUUGUGUUAUUGUAAUUACAUUAAACUUUGUGUUUUCCUUGGGUAUUUUUUGUUUUUAGAAUAGAAAAACCUUAGACCUGCGUGUUUCAUCUUUCCCUCUCCAGGUCGUUUGAUCUUUGACAACUUGAAGAAGUCCAUCGCCUACACUCUGACCAGUAACAUUCCUGAGAUCACUCCAUUCUUGAUGUUCAUCAUAAUCGGCAUUCCACAACCUCUGGGCAUUAUUACAAUUCUUUGUAUUGACUUGGGUACUGACAUGGUAAGUACAGCAGGCUCCAGCGAAUAACAUCGUAGACAUAUGUAAGAAAUCAAGCUUAAUAUGAUAUUAUGAUCAUUAUUAUUAUUAUUAUUAUUAUUAUUACUAUUAUUUUUUGUCCUUUUUAAUUCUCAGGUUCCUGCCAUUUCUUUGGCGUACGAGAAAGCAGAGAGCGAUAUCAUGAAGAGGAAGCCUCGUGAUCCCUUACAUGACAAACUUGUUAAUGAAAGGUAUGAUGUUCAGAACCACCCAAGUUAAAGGUGGUUCUAAACAUAAGAUGAAUCUUGAUAUGAUUAUAUAUCAUUGGCUGAAAAUUACCGGGUUUCUCGGUUGCAAACACGCGAAGGUGAAAAAUUAAGGUGCUUUUUAAAGGUGGCAGUGUCGUUAUGGUAACCUUUAAAAUAAAUGAUCAAAUCUUGUUGAUAAAUGGUUGGUCUUUUGUUUAAUACCAUUUUCAAGAAAAUAAAUCAAAUUGCGGAGUCACUAACCCAUAAUAGCAAAAAUGUUGAAAAUCAACUGAACUUUCUUGAGUCAUCCCAGGCAGACAACGCAAUGAGAAGUUGGAGUAUCAUCUAAUCCCCCAAAAGAUAAACUUUACAUUUUCCUCUUAGAGCAAGAGUGCUUGUUGAUAUCUAUGCACUGUUCUGUUGAACUCUCAUAAUUUUUCCUUGAACCUUUGUUGGGUAAUGCCGAGCGGAAUUUUUUCAGCACGAUUCUAAUAUCAACUCUCUCUUUCCAGGCUAAUUGCCAUGACUUAUGGACAAAUUGGUUUCAUUCAGGUAAGUGAAGUACCAAAUUCUAACAAAACGGUGUAAAUUGGUCAUUCUGCAGACCAACAUAUCUGCAGCUACGCGUCAUUUGAACCACGUCUUUAUCGAAAUAUUAAUUGUCCUUUAAUUGCGCUGUGUUCGCGAGGAAAGUACUCUCUACUAGUGCUGUUCGCUCUUUUAGAGUCUGAAAAAGUGGGUUUCAGAAAAGAACAGGUAACUUUUUUCCCCAAAGUGACUCGCUAGUACCUACACUCUUUUUCGUUUCAUGCUGGAAAGAAAUUGAAUCACAGAGGACAAGUGUGUCGUUGCAUUUUGGAAUUACUGGUUCAUCUUGCUGCAGUUCCAUCUAAAAGCAACACAGAGGAAAAUUCUUGUCCCUUUUUUAAUUUUAGUUAAUUCGUCGAGUUACUUGUCUUGGAAUAAGUAUUGAUCUGUUUAACAAGUAUUUUAUUGUCUGUAGGCUUUGGGAGGCUUCUUCACGUAUUUCGUCAUUAUGACUGAAAAUGGUUUCUUUCCAACUCGCCUGUUUGGUAUUCGAUCGGAAUGGGAAGACAGGGAUAAUAACAGCGUACCUGACAGCUAUGGACAGGAAUGGGUGAGCCAUCUCGCUUCAUCGACUCUUGUACAGUUUCUAGUUAUAGCGGAUCUCGCAGUGCGCGCAGCGAAGCCCCAUUUCUAUAGAAAAUAGUGGUAACCCUUCAAGCCGAAAACAUGUUAUAUAAUAAAGAGUUGUGUAGCUAAAACUGUUCUUUCCCAAAUAUACAGUUUCUUAUUAUUGUCUUGCAGUCUUAUGACUCAUAUGUCUCGGACUUGUCCAUCUUUAACCCUAACAAGCCAAGUUCACUAUAGAAGAUUUGAGGUUGAUGUUUGAUGUUGGGAAAAUAUGCUACAUUUGUUUCCUAUGUUUGUAGUCAACAAGGCCAUUUCGAUUUUCUAAAUCUUACGCGCACACUAUCAAUUUUAUUUUUUAGAAACUUUUCCACAUGUUUAACAUAACAGACUUAGUUUGUUUCCGAGAAUUUCUAUUGUUUUAACCAAUGAGCUCUUGGUUUCCAACAUUAUUCUUCCUGUAGACGUACAGCCAGAGGAAGAUUUUGGAGUACACAUGCCACACAGCUUUCUUUGUCAGCAUUGUAGUGGUACAGUGGGCUGAUCUGAUCAUCUGUAAAACUCGAAAGAAUUCCAUUAUUAAGCAGAAGAUGACGUAAGUGGACAUGCAUAGUGUGUUUUUUUCGUUUUUUUUUUUGUUUUUUUCCUCCAAUGUUUCUUUAACAAACGGAUAUGGAACAAUGUUAACAUAUCUAUUCGCACUCUAUCACAAUGCUUCAAUCUGAUUGGUUACGCUACUAGCCAACGAUUCCGUGAUAAAUUGUCAGUGAAGAGAGUAGCCCAACAGUCUGUGGUUUUAAACAAAAUGGAAAAAGAUAUGAGCCUUUCUUGUUUAAUUUGGAACGACUCAUGGAUUUAUCGUAAAAUGACUAUAUUAUGCACUCUCGAUUUCUACGCGUGAUGAAUCGGGCUUCGCUUUCAAAUGGGAGCAGUCCGCCGGAUUUAUUUUUUAAUCAUCAUUUAUGUCAAGUUUUAAUUUUUGUUUAUACCUUUUUGUAUCAGUAACAAAGCCCUGAACUUUGGCCUGGUCUUUGAAACUGCCCUCGCUGUACUGCUGUGCUACACUCCUGGUCUGUCUACUGGUCUGCGGAUGUACCCAUUACUGUAAGUACACUCUGUCGCAUAGAGCGCCCGUAGAUAGAGUCUCGUACAACCAACCAUGAUGACAAUAGAACAAUCACAACACUGGUUCAUACCUCAAAGAUCCAAUGUAAAAUUAGUUUUCCAGUUUACUUGAUUGUGUUCUUGAUGUGGAUGGUGCUUGUCGUCGUCAACUUUUGUGAAGAGGAGCCUAAUCCAAUUAACACAGACCGUAAUGAGCACAUUUUGGUCUCGGUUUAAAAGUUGUGUAGAGUUAAACCAAGUAGUUGAUCGUUUAGUCUGAUCGCCUGGGUCGGUGUAGUCCCGAGAAGCACUAUUGUCGGUAACACUCACUAGAGGAAGUCUUUAAGACUUAAAGCCUGGUUUUUAUAUGUCGGGAAAAUCACAGACGAUCAGCUAUUUCUUUGUUUUCCGACCGUCCCAGAUUCUUGCGGAGAGGAGUACUGUAGAAUAAGCAACAAAAGGACUGGUAGCGAGCUUAAACUAUCGCUAACGUCUCUGACAAGGAAAAUUGAAGUUUUCAUAUACCGUUAAUGAUCGCUGACCAUCGAGGAAACUAGAAAUGUUCGCUAUUUUCCCAAUUUGUCGCCGACCAUCCCGGAUAGUCGGGAAUCUCUACGAUUUCUAGUUUUUAAUUGUUGAAACGAUCUGGGACGGUCACUCGUCUGGAAUUUUUCCGACGUAUGAAAACCUGGCAUUAUGAUGACUUCUGUAAAGGUUUUCGAAACACUAGUCACUCUUCCCAGCAACAGUCUUCCCCAAAACUAGUCUCACAAGGACGAUCAAACUUAACGAUCAACUUUCACUCUUAAGUGUAAAACUAUUGACAUUUCAUUCAAAUAGUUUGCUUCUUAUAUAUUAUAUUUGUUUUCUCAUACAGGGCUCAGUGGUGGUUCCCGGCCAUUCCUUUCAGCCUUUUGAUCUUUGUGUACGAUGAAUGUCGUAGAUAUAUCAUCAGAAGACAUCCGGGAUGUAAGUAAUUUCGCUUUGGUCAAUCAAAAGAAAUUGAAAAAUAGAGAAGUAAACUUGUUUUCAAUGUUUUUUUUUUCUGGCCUGGUCUGCCCACAGUCUCCUUUCCCUCGUUAUCAGAGCGAGGUCAGGGAGGUGGUGGUGAACAAAACGCACUUCGUAGGCGCUUUACUUUGUAUUAAAAUCGAUAAGAGAUUUUUUGAUUUCUUUUCCUUUCAUCAUCAUCAUCAUUAUUAUCAUCAUCUUUUGUUUAGGAAAUUUGUCUGCAGUUAAGUCAGGCUUGGGUGUUGCGACUUGCAUUCUGAAAUCGUAGACAAAGUCUUCAAAGUAUCUUUUCUUUUUUUCAGUGAAGAGGUUUAUCCGCCCUCCCCUCCCCUCCCCUAAUCACGAUGUUGUCGUUUUGUGGAUAUAGCACUGAUUGUGUUGAUUAACAUGUGAUUGGAAUUGGAAUUGGGAAGAGUGGAGCGGGAGGAAUUGUGGUAAAAAACGGUAGUCCAGUCUUACUUCAAUCUUGCCACUUGUGGGCGAGUGUCCAAAAACCUUUUGUCUGACAUUGUUGAUCUAUGCAAAAAAAAAAACUAACCACUUGGGCCGACUUAUCUUGUUUUCUUUAGGUUGGCUGGAACAAGAAACUUACUAUUGAUGAAAACCAAAGCGUGUGUGAUGCUGUCAGUUGCGUGCAGAUGAAUUGAGAUCGAAUUGAAUCACUUUGAAAGCGGAUUGGAUCACGAAAGACUGUUAGUUAAAUGCCUCUUGCGCUUAUGAAUAAUGUUUCAGAGUGAAUUUAUCUGCCUUGAAUAUUACAAAGGCAUGUUGCAAUGAUUAUAGUACUACCAAAUGCUUGUAGCCGUUUUUAAUUUGCUAACACGAGUUUUGAAAGUUCAAGGAUUUUUCGCACUUUCCUCCCUCGUGACUGAAUGAAAUUGAAAAUAUUGAUGAGUUGAACAAUUCUUUGAAAUCGAAAGGAGGUUGUGCUUUUCGAAGGGAAAAGAUAUUUUUGACAAUCCACAUUAGUAAUUAUUUACUCCGUCCAUACAAAAUUAGUCAUUACAUACAUAAGCAAUAAAAUGAGC